Porites evermanni is the source of this 396-nucleotide messenger RNA. Lineage: Eukaryota; Metazoa; Cnidaria; Anthozoa; Scleractinia; Poritidae. The record is from the annotation of a GenBank genome assembly.
AUGGAGCGAUUUUCUGCCAUGACGAAGGUCUUCUUUCAACAUAGCCAGGGUGCACUGGUGUUUUGGGGACCUCGCAAUCCGUCAUCGCUUGCCAGAGCCGUGCAGUGGAAAGCCAAGAUUGCACAAGAAGUUCAUCCUCCGAUUCCUUGCGUUUUAGUGACGGAGAAUAUUAAGGAUUCACAGUUAAAAUCAGUGGAGUGGAUCGGGCCAGGGAAAAUAUUCGAAAACGAGUUAGCUCUAGAUAGGUUCUGUCGAAGACACGGUUUUGUGGAUCAUUUUGAAAUCAAAUUCCGUGACUGGGAAUCUGGAGAAAAGAGCGUUUUCGGACAAGCUGUGACCUGUGCUCUUGACGAGAUUUUGCAGAACGAACAUAAACAAGACAAAACUUGGAUUUGA